Numida meleagris (helmeted guineafowl) is the source of this 10886-nucleotide messenger RNA. RefSeq names its product Rho guanine nucleotide exchange factor 5 (gene ARHGEF5). Gene Ontology annotation, cellular component: cytoplasm; nucleus. The coding region runs from base 4359 to 9449 and encodes 1696 amino acids. The record is from RefSeq and is a predicted model, not a curated record. Lineage: Eukaryota; Metazoa; Chordata; Aves; Galliformes; Numididae. The transcript is spliced from 15 exons. Gene Ontology annotation, biological process: intracellular signal transduction; activation of GTPase activity. Gene Ontology annotation, molecular function: guanyl-nucleotide exchange factor activity; protein binding.
CACAACCUUGGGCAUUGUACUAAGUUCCCUCUUGAGUGCCUAACCAAAUCAAAGGAUGUGCAGCCUUUAGGUAGAAGUGGAGAUUGUCGCAGCUCUGGAUUUUGUAUGGAGGAAGCCAAACUGAGCUAUCCUCUGCCAUCCUGACUCCUUUAAAAUAUACUUGAGCUGUGUGGCAGCCCAGCUGGGGCCAAACAUCCAUCCACCACCCAUUAGGGGGCUUGGCUACCCCUAGCCAAGCCAUAGGAGAGGCAGUGGGGUUCCUCCAGGCCUUGUGGGCUGGAGAGGGCCAGUAGGCCAGGCGCACAACCCAGCUAGCAGUACGUGUUAGUGCAGCUCUAGUUGUGAGGCCUGUAAUUGCAGGGCAGGGUGUUCUCAGGUGUGAGGCUGUUUACAACAGCACAGGCGUAUGCACCUUUUGCUCCCACCUCGCUGUCCUGGCACAGGCCUGGGGAGCUGGCUGGAUGCCCCUCCAGCUCCUCUGCAGAGGGAAGGCAAGGCGAGGGCACAAGAGGCUGGGUCCAUCCCCAGGUUGGCAGGAGGAGGAUCUCAGCACUCAUUUAACUCUUGGUUUUCUUAGGAUUAGUGCUCUAUUUAAUUCCAUGUAGUUGUUGCACCUUGUUUCCUGGCUAACUGUAUAACUUGUCUGUGCUUGACAGCACUUGUUAUUUCUAUUUUUUUUGUUUUGGGGAGGAGGUGGGGAGGGAAGGUGAGUACUUUCUAUUUAAAAACUGAGAAGUUUGUCAUCUCCAUCCAGGUAAUUGACACACACUGGAAGAAAGUAUGAUACGUUGUUUUUUGUAAUCUGGGAAAACCAUGGAUAAACAUGUACCAUCACAGGAAUUACUAUGUCCACUAGUGCUUUCACUGCUAUCCAGUUUUGCUUAGCUGGCUACCUUGCUCACUCUUCCACUCUCAAAUUUUCUGCCCCCUGUUGCAGUAAAACCAAGUACUACCCCUUUAUUUCCGUGCUUCUAUGCAGCUCACUUCACCCUCUCACUUCCAGCUUGCAGCUGUUUUGCACCUAGCAUCAGUUAGCAUCACUGUGCACUGUUGUGUGCACAUGAGCUCUGAAGUCCUGGAUUUUUAGGUCCUCUUGGCAAAGAAAGUAUCGCUAGCUUUAUCUAUACAGGGGCCAUCAGACUUGAGAAGUUCUUUCAGAAAGUACAAGGGAGAGAUGACACGCUGAACAUCUGACCCAAAAGGAUGUGAAAAGACAAGCAGUCCCAACAAUGGUAAAGUUGAGGUUUCUGGGAGAGUUUGCAUAGCUUGCAAAAAGAUGACAUUUGUCAGAGAGGCUCCUUUGUCGUGUUUGUUGUGUUAUUGGCCCCCUAAUACAAAUGCUAAUUGAAAAUUUACUUUGGCUAGCCCAGGUCCUGGGAGUUUCCUUGGCUAUUUUCUGGAGGAGAACCAAACUCUAUUCAGAGCUUAAGAACGCAGUGCUCCAUGGGGAUUCUCUAAAAGAACUACUGGUGUGUAGAUUCUCUGUACGUGUCCCCUACAGAUGUAGUAGGAGUUAUUAUUUUCACCCUAUUUCAGUGAAGUCCUUAUUGUAGAGAUGUUUUUUACUACAAUGCACCAGCCUUCAAGCAGGAGCUUACCUGUUUCCCUCACCAGAUGCUUAAGGCUCACACCACUGUGUAUCCAGAAAGUUUGCCCAUCCUUUCUCCUGCAUCAUACCCCAAAAAUUCUCUCUUAUCCCUGAGGUGCAGAACACCUGGCAGUAAUUUGAUGAGACAGAUCUCACUUGGCAGCUUCCAGUGUUGAUAUGCUGUACACCUAAUUCUGCCCUGCUGUCUCCCAGUAUCAUUGUGGAACUGUGCGAGACACAACUUCAAACUUGUCCUUUCACCUGUCCAAAUCCCUUGCCAACAGAGCCAGCGAAGUGGAAGCUCAAUCUUUGAGCUUAAUGCGAGGAAAUUCACUGUUUACAACUGUAACAGCUCAGUGGGCCACAGCUGUUCUUCCUCUCACAAGUGAAUUGGCUUGAGUUUGAGGAUCUUGUUAUUCAGACCUUUCUAGACCAUCCCAUCUUUAGCAGUAGUAAACUUUCCUUAGCCACCAGCCUGUGUCUAGGACCACCAAUCUCCCUAAACAGUCUUCCUGCUCCUGGGGAGCCCAUUUUUUGGUAAGCAGUAUUCUUCUAGGCAUGUAGCAAGGAUGCUAAAGUUAUAUAGUUAUAUAGGAAGAGCUAAAAACAGUGUAGCAUGAAUAAUCUGGCAUGAUCAUGGAGCCUUUGUUACAGGAGGGCAAACGUCUCUCUCAGGGAUGAUUUAGUUAUAAGUUGAUCCUGCCUUGGACAAGGUGGCCUCAUACAAGUUGCUGCUUUCUGGGAUCUGCUUAGCUCUAUGUUUCUGUGCUGGAGUGUCUUCCUGACGCUUGCUUGUAGAAAGGUAAAAGAUAAUUUAUCAGCACUGACAGCAGUAAGAUACAACAGAAGCCCUCUGGGAAGGUUUUGAAUGGACCUAUCAGUUUAAAACAUACUGUUUGUUGAAAAUAAAUAUAUUUACAACUAUUUUCAAUUUCAAAAAUUCAAAUGCUGAAUAAUCUAUUUUUACCUGGUUUUGGAAAAAAUAAGUUUUCAAAAAAAAACCCCACCAAAACAAACAUGGUUAAAAAGGAACAAAGUUAACUGAUGAACUCAAUUUUUUGCCCAUUUUUCUAAGCCUUAAAAUGAUGAGAAUCCCCAUGAAGCUGCAUCAGGGGAGGGUCAGACUGGACAUUAGGACAUUCUUAACUGGGAGGGUGGUCGGCCACUGGAACAGGCUCCGUGGGGCAGCGGUGAUGGCACUAAGCUGCCAGAGUUCAAGAAGCAUUUGUACAAUGCUCUCGGAAGUACGGUUUGAGUUCAGAGUGGUUUUGUGUGCAGACAGGAGUUGGACUUAGUGAUCCUUGUGGGCCCCUUCCACUUUGGGAUACUCUAUAACUGUAUGAUUGAGAUAUAUAUAUAUAUAUAUACAUAUAUAUAUGUACGAGAUAUAUAUACUGCUUCAGUUCUGUACUUGCUAAUUUCAGAGUAGGCGUUCUGUUUCACUUGACGUAUUAACGAAACGAACUUAAAGGUCAGGUGUAUCCUGGCCGUGGAGCUGGAUGGAGCAAAUAGUCCAGAUAUAAUCGUGCCCAUAAUGCUUUUACCUUCUGUGUGGAAUAAGCACAAUUAAAUUGUCAUUGAUCUCAAAGACUGCUCUUUCAUGCAGAGAUUUUUCUUUCUCUGUGAGUCUCUCUAGUUGAAAUUGUUGUCCCCCUCCAUCACACAACAGCAGUUGAAAUUCUGGAAAAAAUGUAAUCUUAAAAUUGAAGGGAAGAUAAAGAGCCCGAGAGAGAAAAAGCAUGUUUAAUGAACUCUGCAGACUCUCCAGAUUCAGGCCUUAGAGCUAUUCUGCUGCUAAACAGUAGGUUUCUAUGUGAAGAAAUGUGGGAUGGUUUGUGUUAUCAAAAGAUGCAGGACUGUGCAUUCAUGUCUGGAAACCUUGACAGGAUGAAGGAGGAGAACAGUGAAUCUUUGUUCAGGGAGAAAUCUUCACUGUGGUUACACGUUGCAGCAGAUCCUUGAAAGCUAAAUUACAAACUCUGGUGUGACUGCAGGUGUACCUAGUACAUGUGAAGCAGCCUGAAGCAGCAAUUUAUUAGCCACUUCUAAUAAGCAUGGAAUAGGAAGUAGGGAAGAAAGCCUGGAACAUGAGGGAGCACAUUCCUGAAGCCAAAGAAAGGGGGGGAGCCACUGAGGUUUGUCUGUUUCUUACAUCUUUUAAAUUUGGGAUUCUGGAUCAUGGGAUAGGCAGAAUCCAGAAACAGUAAAGCAAUGAAUCAGAUUCUACUAUCCUUUUCACAGAUUUUUUUCUCAAAGGUCAUGUCUGAACUUCAAAUGCGCUAAUGUUUAGGAAAUUCUACUAUGUCCUUUGAGAAACUGUCCAACAAUCCUGAGAUUUUUACUAAAAUGGGUAGUCUGAAUUUUCAUCUUGUUUCUCUUUGCAAUCUGUAGUUAUGUCUUUGUGCAUCAGGGGUACUCCUCUCCACCUGUGUAAUUUAUACAGCCUUCAACUAUCUUGUGUCUUAUGUCAUGUGCUUGUUAUGUAUUAAUCAAAUUCUUACAUUCCUACUUCUUGUCAAUCAAUUCCUGUGAUGAGUUGCAAUAAGUUCUAUUGCACAUACAUACAAAGAGAUCUGUGAAGAGAUCCAUCAGCUCCACAGUACAAGUGCUUUGCUGUUGAAAUCAGAGAUCUUUAAGUCUCAGCUAGCCACUACAAGAGAUAAAGUCAGCAAGGGAGGUAUCACCCCUGGAAGCUUGCAGCACUGCUGGGGAAGCCUGGAAUUCUGCAGUAGAUGAAAGAAAGCAUCAUGCCCCUCAUGCAUCAGCUGAAAUGAGCAUCAGCUCACUGGAUUCUGCAGAGGAAGCAGAGCUCAGCAUACUUGAGGACUGCCUUUCCACUCCAGGGGAAGAAGCAGAAAUGCCAGGCAGACCCUCUAACCCUGUACAAAAAGUGCCAGCAGGACUUGUACAAGAGCACGGUGAUGCAGAUCCUCAGAAGAGACUCUCAGAAUGGGAGGGAGAAAUGAUUUUAGAGGGUGGACUGGAUUGUUCACUGAAACUUAAGCAAGGGGAUCUGGCUGACCUGGAAAGCAACCAGGACUUUUCCUAUCUCAGCCCAGUCCAGGAUGGGUCAGCUACUGGCAAUGCCAUCCGACAGUCUGUGGACCUCAGCACUGAAUGUUCUCAGUCCCAGACAGAACUGGAUUUUCAUGUCUCAGACCCUCAGGCCCAGUAUCAAAAAUCUCCUUUGUCUGAUGACGUUUCCUCUGAGAGAGAGGCACCUAAGUGUUUCUUGGUUUGUAAAACCAUUUCAGAGGGGCACUAUAAGGCUGAGCCAUCUCUGGAUAAGGUAGAGUCCUCGCAGGAGAUUGACGCUAGCGCAGAGCAGAAGCAAAGCAGCAAAAAGGUGGCACUGGUAACUGAUGAACAGCAUACCUCAGAGAUAACAGCAGAGGAUGCGGCUGAACUUUACGCUUCUGAAGAUGGUAAGGAAAGCAGAAGAGCACUCUGGAGUUGGGAAGACAAUUCAGAGUCUUCGUAUCAAUUGUCUUUCACCUUAACAGAUGACAGCCAAAUAAGCUCACUACAAACAGGAGGAAACAUCUCAGCUUGUGAAAUAAGGAGUAGCAAGCUGUUCAAAGACCAGGGAACAGUAAUGAUUCCUAAAGAAAACUCAUCCAUUUCUAAAUGCAUUCAUCUUGAAGGUGAUCACAGAAAAACAGACAGCAGACCGACCUCUUCAGUAUCAUGUGCUUUCCACGUAAAGGAUGCUGCUAAAAAUGUUAAGCAAGUGAAUACUUCACAACAUAAGGAAGCAGCACAGGAGGAAGCAGUGUUUAAACUUCAGCAGGAACAAGAGAAGAAAGAGUGCAAAGACCAGAAUUUGGAAGAAGGAAAAUUUUUGGAGCCCAAAGAUCAGGAAAAAAACAAACAUAAUGAACAAGAACAGCAACUACAGAGCGAAGAUUUCAAACUGAAGACACUGUCAUCAGCUCUCCUUUCAGAGACACCUUAUAUGCCCAGGCAUAAGGUGGACUUCUGUGGUUCGGAAAAUGUUUUUCUGGCUGAGCAAACUGGUACAGGACUUCCUGGGGAAUCUGACUUCAUAAAAGAUCGUCUUGGUGAGAGCAUGCUGCUCAAAGCGCAUGUCACAGCAGUGGGUUCUACAUGUCAGACACCUUCUGCCAGCCCUUUCCCAUCAGAGAGCCUGAAUCUAGUGGAUGAAAUUCCAGUGAUGCCUCUGCGCAUGUGCCAUGUCUCUGACCAGGAAGAGCUGGAAGAUUCUGUCCGCUUUUCCAUCAGCAGUCAAGACAGUGUAGAAGUUGACUGGGAUGACAAGAUAAGGCUGGGCAGGGAAGGUGAACACAGUGGUGGACCUGGAAAGGCUGCCCAGAUAUUUGACAAAAGAGAAGCACCACUCUGUGAAGGAGUGGCAGCACCUUCCAGCAUAGAGAACCCAGAGGCUUCUGUUCCAGUAUGCUCCUCCUCUGGUACUGAGAAGGCGGAGCCCACUGAUCCUGUGGAUCCUCAUCCCAUUGCAGAAGACUUACGAAAAGCUGAGGUUCGUGGCUUUGUUUCAGAUUUACCCUCAGAGCUCACCUCUGUAGCUUCAGUGUCUGGCCCACAGCAAGAGGAUGCCAGUGGAGGCACCCCAGAGAACCCUGAGGACUGUCAUAGUUCCAACCUGAACAAAUUGCCAUACUCUGUAGAGAAGCAAGCUAACCAUGCUGUUUCUCUGUGCAUGCAGGACCUGGCAUCAGUGGAAACUGUUGAUUUAACUACUGAUCCAGAGGAGGCCAAUGCUUCCCAUGAACUGCUCGCUCCUGAAGAAGACUGUCAUGAAGACCUUAGUGGCCCAUCUUCUUUCUCUGUAAUAUAUACAAGCUCUCUUCCUGCAGAGAAGAGCCUUCCUGGGGACAGAGAAACUCUGUUUUUCAUUUCAGAGCCUCUGGAAUCACCUCAAACAUGGGGCAGGACUUCCACUCCCCUGAACCACCCAGAAACAGUUCAGCAGUACCAACCUCCACCAGAAAAAAAUGCCAUUAUGCAAGAAAAAGAAACUGGAACAAACGUGGCUCACAAAGCACAAGAGGUGCCUUUGCUUGAUCAGCCUGACAGGAGCUUAAACCAAAAAGAUCCUGGAUCUAGAAUCUCAAGCAUCCUGAGCACCCUAACUUGGUCCCCUGAAGAAGAUGUGGUCCUUGCUAUGAACCAGGGAGGACGACCUCUGUCUCCUAUGCCUAACUCAAGCCUAACUCUGGUGUCUGAGCCUGAUUCCAAACACCUUCCUUCCCAUAUUCAAAGCCCUAAUCAAGCUCAGGCCCCUGCACCUAAUGCAAAUCACUGUGCCCAGCCUUUAGCCCUUGAGAGUUACAAGACACUGACUCCUGUACCCCACUCCAGGCCACAUCUAAACUGUAAUAUGGAUGAUCACGACUUUCUAGCCCUUACUAUAAGCCAUCCUCUAUGGACUUCUGCUACUGUAUCUGAUGCUAACACUGUGGACUCUUCUCCUGAUAGAAGUGUAGUAGACAAAGUUGUCUUUGUUCCAGCGACUGAAGAGCACAAUCACUGUGACUUGGGUACCCAGGAUACAGAGACUUCUGAUGACUCAGUGGGCAGUUUGUUGGCCAAAGGCUUUUCUGCUGUUGGAAAUGAGACACUGGCCAGCUGCUCUGACACCAGCACUGAAACAACAAUUCAGCACAUGGGUAUACAGUGUGGAAAAUCCUCACCUGACCACCUUUCUUGGUCCUCACUGGAAGAUCUGAGAACAUUCCCAGACUCCAAGAGCAGAGACUCUGUACAGUCCCUUCCAAUGCUAGCAUUCACCAAUCCAAUUCACUUUCUCCAGCUAAGUCCUCCAUCACCACCAACCACUCAAACAACCUGCCAAGAAGAUGAGGUCUCAGGAGAGCUUCAGUGGGAGCAGCAAGCAGACCUCUUUGGUGUGGACACAAAGAACUUCCAAGCUCCGUCAGCAAUUACAGAGAAAAUAGAAAGUGAGAGGAGAGUCAAGCAAAGGCUAAAAGAACAAGAAGAAGAACACUGUUUGGUGUCUCAGAUAAAGGAAGAAGUACCCAAACAUUUACCUUUGGAGAAAUCAUCAAGCUGGCCAGACAAAAUAACUGUUGGGGUAGUUGCACAAGGGCCAAGAGCCAAUCAAGAAAAUCUGAGUAAGCGCAGAGUAAAAAGCAAGGACUGGCACCGGCAGGGCCUGAAGAGGAUAUCAGUACCACCAGACCUCUUGAAGGAAGUCCAUCCUGUUCCUUCAGAGGAAGAAGCACACAAGAUGCAUAGGGAACCACCAGUCAGUUCAGAAACAGUUACAUUGCGAGAAAAGAAACCUGCAGACACAGUGGAGACCUUCAAACGUCGGCACUCCAAACUCAUCAACUCCUCAAGGUUGCUGUAUCAGGAGUACAGUGAUGUGGUUCUGAACAAGGCCAUUCAAAGCCAGAAGAGAGUGGAUUCUUUUGCAGAGGAUACAGAAUCAAGUUUGCCAAGCUCCCCGAGGCUACGAAGGAAAGUGCUGUCUCCCCAGGACUCAUAUUUGCAGCGUCUGUCAGUCUCAUCAAAUGCAUCCCUCUGGCAGGAUAUCCCCAUGAUCCGGGGCAGCAGAAUGCUACUCAAUAUGUCCCGUGAUGAGCAGAAGCUGCAAGAGGCCAAAUUUGAGUUGAUUAUGUCUGAGGCUUCCUACCUGCGCAGCUUAAAUGUGGCUGUGGAUCACUUCCAGCGAUCAGCAGAACUCCAGGCAAUGCUCAGUAAUCAGGAGCGUCAGUGGCUUUUCUCACGCCUUCAGGAUGUACGUGAUGUCAGUGCCAGUUUCCUUUUUGACUUGGAGGAGAAGUUUGAAGAGGACAUGUUCACCUUCCACGUAUGUGAUGUGGCUCUGAAACACGCUCCUGAGUUCCGCAGGGUGUAUCUACCAUAUGUAACAAACCAGACAUACCAGGAGCAAACCUUCCAGCGGUUACUGAGUGGAAAUGCAGGAUUCCAACAAGUCCUGGAGAGAUUGGAAAGCGAUCCAGUAUGCCAGCGUCUUUCACUUAAAUCCUUCCUCAUCCUCCCUUUCCAGCGCAUCACUCGACUUAAACUCCUCCUACAGAAUAUCCUGAAGAGAACUCGGCCUGGGUCUGAGGAGGAAGUGCAAGCAACACAGGCCUAUGAUGCACUUGAAAAGCUCAUCAAGGACUGCAAUGAAAAUGUUCAGCGCAUGAAAAGCACUGAAGAGCUGAUCUACCUCAGCCAGAAGAUUGAAUUUGAGUGCAAGAUAUUCCCACUUGUUUCACAGUCAAGGCGACUUGUGAAGUGUGGUGAAUUGACAGCUCUGGACUUCAAUACCCCAAGUCCAAAAUGGAAAGUCACUACCCGUCCUAUCUACCUACAUCUCUUCAAUGACUGUCUGCUCCUGUCUCGGCCAAAGGAGGGUGGACGUUUUGUUGUAUUUGAUCAUGCCGCUUUCUCAGAUGUGCGUGGGGAAAAGUGUGAGAUGAAACUGCAUGGAACAAACAAAAAUGUUUUCCGUCUCUUUCUACUUCAGAAUUACCAGGGAAAGAGAGUGGAGUUUCUAUUUCGUACAGAGACACAUAGUGAGAAGCUGAGGUGGAUCUCUGCUUUGGUUCCUCCACAAGGGGAACUGGACCUCCUGGAAUGCCCUGAUGCACCACAGGUUCAAUGCAUAAGGACGUACAAAGCUCGGGAAAAUGAUGAGCUAGCUUUGGAGAAAGCAGAUAUCAUCAUGGUUAUGCAAUACAGCAAUGAUGGAUGGAUGGAAGGAGUGAAACUUUCGGACAGGGAGAGGGGGUGGUUCCCCUCAGAACACGUGGAGCUCAUCUCCAGCAAGCAUGCGCGACAGAAGAACCUGAAAGAAGAACAACGUGUGAAGAAUGCUAAGCAGCAAGUCUUCUGCAAGAAAUAAUUCUACCUUGUUUGGACCUGUGCAGUCUCUCUGCCGCAGAGAAACCAUCUUUUCCUAUUGUUUCUCAGAAUAAGUACCUCUGCAAAGAGUGUAAUACAGCACUUUGAUAGAACUGCAUGUCUUUCGCCAAAGAAAGUGGGAAUUCAACUGGGAAAAAUUAUUCACUUCCUUUCUGUCACCAGGAUUACAGCAGCAGAAGGGAAAAAUAUUGCAUGUAUUGCUUGCUUUGUGUUAGUAGGGAGAGACUUUAAUCGUACAGAGCACUGGGAUCUGGACUCCUGGAAAUGUAUUCUGGUUUUACCACUGGCACAUUACUUCAGAAUUCUGCCUUAGUUUUUCUGUUUAUGAAAUGGUGGUAAACUUACCUACCUCACUGGAUGUUGUAAGGCUGAAUUCAUUAUUAUUAGCAUACUAAGAGCUUUGAGUUCCUGAGAAAGAUGGUGCUAAGCACAUUAGAUGAGUAUUUUCCAUGUGAAUAUCCUCUUAAUGUCUUGAGAAUAUUGAUCUCCAUAGUAUAAUUUCUACUUAGAACAAUGGAUCUAUUUGAUCAUACAUGUCUACUGUUUGCUUGUUUUUUUGAAAGGCACAGCACUUCAUUGUACCUAAGUUGAACUCAGUCUUAGCAUGCUAUUAAGAAUCCUCAAUAGCGUUAGAAUACCCAUUUGAGUUUCAGAAAGUUUUGGAAAUUACUGUGAUGAUUUCCUGCACCUUAGGAAGUAUAAAGCUGAAGAAUCUGUUUCACAAAAGUCACCUCUCUCCUGAAACAGGGUUCUAGUAAGCCAUCUGAAAUAACUGUUUUUCACUCUACCUCCCACUCAAAGUAGAACAGUUACUUUUUACAAAGAUCUGACAUGUUAGUACCUGCCCUGUACAAAACAACCAUGUCUAAGUGUUUGGAAUGAAGGGGCAUUUCCUGCUGCUCCUAAUCUUAUAGCUGAUAUGGUACUGCAUGCACCAUUUUGCACACUUAUAGUAAACACUGAGAUACUUAGCCAUUGUAGAUAAAGUCAAAAUAUGUGCCAGGGACUCUGUUUUUCUUUUCUUUCUUUUUUUUUUUUUUGUAGAACUCUCCAGUUGUAAGUCCAGUUUACAUGUAGUCCCGCUUUUGUGCACAACCUAUUUGAGGACAUGCCUUCAACUGUAAAAUAUUGUUUCUGCAUUUAGUUACAUCAAUACAAGAAUUAAUACACCAAAGAAAACCGUAGCUUUCUUGCAUUUAAUAUAUUUAAAGAAUUAAUUAUCUUCAUAUUUCCAGCUUUCCUUUUCUAUAACGUUCUACUUUUAAUUCCCAUUUACAUUGUGGUAUAGCUUAUUUCAGCCUAUUUAUGUCAAUAAUUGUAGCUGGAUUAAAAAAAAAAGUUUUAGUCCUAGUAAAUUCAUGCACUUUUCCUGUUAAAAUAAAAAAUAUUUCUGCUUAUUUUAGAUUUCCAUAUUAAA